Messenger RNA from Agrilus planipennis (emerald ash borer), 9416 nucleotides. Its product is annotated as protein unc-13 homolog A. The transcript has 24 exons. The coding region runs from base 870 to 9203 and encodes 2777 amino acids. Gene Ontology annotation, cellular component: neuromuscular junction; plasma membrane; presynaptic membrane. Gene Ontology annotation, biological process: synaptic vesicle priming; dense core granule priming; presynaptic dense core vesicle exocytosis. Gene Ontology annotation, molecular function: phospholipid binding; calmodulin binding; diacylglycerol binding. The record is from RefSeq and is a predicted model, not a curated record. Lineage: Eukaryota; Metazoa; Arthropoda; Insecta; Coleoptera; Buprestidae.
ACGGAAAAUUGACCAUAUUAUCCAUUAAAAUUGCAUCGCUCUAUUGUGCUGUUAUUGGUACCAACUACUACUGAAAAUAUCAACGAGAUGUUUGUUUAUAUUUAAAGACAUAUUAAAGGUUUUAAAGCUUGUUUUCGACACGCACUACUAUUCAUGAUUGAACAAUACUUUUGCCAAUUACUGUACCAAAAAGUAUCUUUAAUGUACAAGAGUCGAGAGUAUAAUGUGCUUUUUUAUCCCUACCUCCGAUUUUGCAAGUGCGCAUCUAAGACAUUGGAAGGGGCACAUCGCUAGAGAAAGUAAACGAAGUAUAAGUAAAUUGUUCCCAAAAUUGUAUCAGUGACAGUAGAUUGAUUGUCCUUUAUCGUUACACUUCCUGUGUUAAAUUCUAUUUUUACUUUUGCCGGGUAAACCAUUUACUAAUCGCGCAUUUUCCUUUCUCAAUUAGAAACCUAACAAAUGCCUUAGAUCCUAUAACCGGUUUAAUAAGCAUGAAAAUACAUAUUAGUCCUAUAAUACCUACCUGCAUAAAUUAAAGUGACAAAUAGUUACCGGUCCUAAUUAAUCUGAAGAAAUAUUCUAAUUAUUUAUUACUAUUAUCGCACUUGAGCAAAGGGCUGGGAAAACGCCCAAAUAUUCCCCUUAACAGCGCAUUAUUUUCAGGUGCAUGAAGAGGAGAUCGACGUAUGCAGACGAUGACGACAGUAACAGAGCAGUUUUAUAAAAUUAUCCAAAAACCCAAAGUGACUUUUCGGGAAAUUAGAUUUAAAUGUGUAAAGUGAAAAUGGUGAACUUAUCCGACAACAACGAAUAUUAGAAUUCAAAAAAAUUAUUACGUAAAUGCCAUUCCUCCGAUUGUAAUUGUAACCAUGGAAAAUAUCACUGACGCCAUGGCCCCCAUAUCCGCCGAUCAGAAUUGCGAUGGUAACAUGGACUAUAUUAUAAGUGAUUAUAUGGAAAGGCUUAGCACCCGCCUUGGAAUUUUGGAAACGGAACUAAAAUACGCGUGGAGGGCUUUAGACCUCUUGUCUCAGGAAUAUAUAAAAAUGUGGGAACGGUUGGAAAAACUGGAAGGGCUACUGUACGACCAGCAGUCAGUUAUCUCUCAACUUCUUGGCUUUUACACUAGAGGAGCUGAUAUCCUUCAAGAAAUGGGUGGAGACGUGGGACUCAAACUGGAUAGUAGAAUGGGUCAGCUGGAAGUUAUUCGGGAAAUAUUAGGCAACGGUACCGUCGAAGAUGGCUUAGAAGAAGGCGUGGACGUUGCAAAACCUUCAAACCAUUCCAAUUCGAAAAUAAGCGAAGGAAUUGAUUUUUCAUCGGAAUUGGCCGAUACCCGCGACCCAGACGAAGCUUUCUACAGGAGUUUAAACCAGGCCUACAGGGAAGACUUAAUAGGAUGCGAGCAGAUGAGACCGUCACCGCAUUUGGGAAUGAUUUGGGAAGAGGAGACAGAAGAAGUCAACGACAUAGAUAAAACACGAGAAGAAAUAAAACGAUUGGAAGAUGCCGCACGUUACGAAGAAACUCAAGAAGUGUUUAGUGCUAUUGAUUAUAAAGACUACCGCGGCAAUUCUCCCUGCGUUAGCGAGCAAGAUUUAGCUCAGCUUAGUUCAAUUGAUCACAUUACAAUGGAAAAAUUAAGCGAAUUGGAUAGGUUAAGUAGUAAAAUAAAAGAAGACUCGUUCAAUAUCCAACAACUCCAAAAUCAGUUGCUCGAAGCGGAGGCAAAAGACGAAUGCGGUAAACCUGACGAUCACAUGCAAAAAUUCCUAAACGAUUCAGAGAUGUGGAAGUUCAUGUCAUCCCCAUCCCUUUCAAAUAGACCCAGUUCCAGGAUCUCGUUACCAGAGAGUAUUGUGGGAACCGACAACGAAGUGGCCGAAACACUGUCAGGGGGCAUAAAAACACCAACUUCGCCAAGACGAAGGCAUCAGGUGGUCUCGUGUAGCGAACCUUAUACCACUGUAACGGGCCGGCUCGCCUAUACAACGGCAGUUCAAAAUGCCGAGGCGGCUGAGUUCUUGCAGAAAACAUCGGCAUCAAAGAACCCAUUUUAUAAUAGCAUCCUAGAAAUGAACCGGUUAAACGAAACCUCGUUUCCAUCCUCAUACGCGAGUAAAGAAAAUUUUAUAACGAGAGCAGAAAAGCCACUGUCGCCUACAUUGUCAAUUUGUAGCGUUAGAACACGCCAAGACGGAUACAUAGACUCUCCCACAGGCGCAGAACAGGUACAGAAAAAUUCCAAGACACCCUCGAACACUCCUCCCCCGCCACCAGCUCCAGUAGACGCUUUGGAAAGUCUCGUAGUGUCCAAAGAUAGUUUUAUUAUUACCAGCGAUUUAACGGGAAGUAUAUUCCUAAGUACUAGUGCAGCGACGUCAACGACUUUAGCCAAUCACGACAUCGACCGUCUCAGUCCAAGAACACCACAUUCACCGAAAUCGCCACGGACUUCCCCGAAACGGAGCAAAGCGAAUAUAAUGGCUGCCAAGUCGGAUUCCGGUUUGUCUUCGAUGAGCGGCUGGUCAAGUUUGGAAAAAUCGCCUCAAGGAUCGCCAAAAAGCGCCGUCAAUAGUAAAACGUGUUCGCUAAAUUAUUUCCUGGAAAUGAGCCUUAGCAGGCACCAAAAGUCCGCAUCGCCCGUGUGUCAAGAGGCUUUCGUCUCGUCAGCUCCGAUCAACAAUGACAUCGAAAACAAUUCAAUGUACGCUAACGACGCCCUAGACAAUAGCGCCGUCCUACCCGGCGGGCACAGACUGUCUGCCUUCACAACCGUCAAAUCUCCUUGUUCUUUAGAAUCGUCCGGGAACUUCGUACCGGCACCUGCUCCAGCAUCCGACAUUAACGUCAGUCCCAGAUCCAAGACGAAAUUCCGUCACAUGAAGGCCAACUCGUUCUCGUAUUCUACAGCCGACAGCUCUGUUAUUUAUUCCAUUGCCGCAACAAACAAAGAUGAGGCGUUUCGUUCUGUAUAUACGAUGGGUCACUUCGACAAUACUCUGAGUGCUAAUUACCCUGACGUCGUGGAACCGUUCGGUGAUGGUGAAACGUACAACAGCAAAAAAUAUAACCAAUCGCAACCGGUUCGAAAUCACGAAAAAAGGAAAAAAAUUAAUAAGGACUUCUCUUUUGAAACAAACCCCAGCUACGAAUCACAAGAAAGUUACAAACAGUACGGGCACAGGUCGGGAUAUCCUACGGGAAAUAUUACCGACGCCCUUUCUUAUUACCCGACGGCGGCAAGGUACGAAGUAAUACCGCAACAGAGGAAACGCUCCCAGUCAACUGGAAAUUAUCCUGAAGAAAAUAUUACUUCGCAAAAUAGGGAAAAUGUAGGACAACGUCCGCCUGAAAACACCAACGGAUACAUGGCCUAUCCGGACAAGAGGCUGUCGUAUCAGUACUACAGAACCAACGAAACGCACCAUUUUCAGCAACCCGCCGACUUCAAUAACGCGUCGGGAAAUCAAAGGCCGGACAUUCCGUAUUUAGAACUAGACUUAAAAAAUAAGAACGUACCUGAAUAUAUAACGCAACCAUCCACGAAACCGUACGAAACCGACAAUUUGCUAAUGACCAGAACCGGUUACAUAACAAUUACACAGGAAUUCAAUCGGAACCAGAAAUCUCCGAAAAAAUUGAGACGAGGCAAGACGUUAAAAUCCGCCAUGAACUCUGUCAGCAACUGGUUUCCAGAUUUACAUCUGACAAAAAGGCAUCGAUCUUACUCGCUCCCAUCAGGGGCAAAAAAUUCAAAAGCCGGCGAAGAUCAAAACAAAAACAUAGCCCAAGCGUUACCCAAGAAAAAAAAGAAGAACAUUCUCGUGUCUACAGUGUCAGGUUUAAUGCACAGAGGACGAAAGAAGGACCCACAGGGACAAUCCUUAUCCGAUCCUGAACAAUCGGAGAACGAGUGGAGUUUGACGAUGGAGAGCUCAGCAGCUUCCGAAGAAGACGACAGCUUCAGCUUACUCUCAGAGAGCCACGCUGAAAAAGAUGACGUGUUCGCCCUUAUACCCCAAAGAACGCCCAACGAAGUAAUCAAUACAAGAGAAGAAGAAGAAGAGAUCGCACAAAUUAAUUCUCAUUCCGUCAAUAUUCAAGAUUUAGACACAAAUUCCGUCAAUCAAAACAGUGAAGACGACGAAUUGCUUGUCGAAACCGCUGCACUCAUGUUUGCAACGAUCGGAGACGUCAAACGUAGUUCAGCAUCAUCGGAAACACAAGAUGAAGGCCCGAAUACUGAAACCAAGCAACUACCUCAAGUCACCCUUGCAUCCAUGGAAUUCGCAGUUUCAAGAGCUCUAGGUAAAUAUAGACAAAGACAAACCUCGACAUAUUCAGACGAUCAAAUCUCUGACGAAAUAAAAAUCGAAGAAAUAUUCGACGAGCCCGACAUCGAACAAGAAGCAGUAACAGAACCCAAAGCUUCGAAACCUCCUAACAUACCGCAACUACCGCCAUCAUCAUUACCCGAAGAAGAAAGUGUGACAGAGGAGAUACAAUCAUCUACCAAUUUUCGAAGCAACAGAUGGACUAAUAAACAACAGCAAAGUUUAGAAAUACCAAAUUUUCGUAGCGAAGACGAAGACAACAGGAGCACUCACUCCUGGAGAAGUGGCUCAAGAGUCUCUUCCAGACGGCAGAGUACAGAAGACAGCAUUGACAGUGAGGACGAAUGGUAUAGAUACGAACUGAAGAAAUUAGAAGAGAUGGAAAAGCAGUCAGUGACAGACUUCGAGAUUGGAGAAGCCCUCCAAGACGUUCCCGAAGUAGACGAACCCUUUGAACCCGACGAACACAUCAAAGAAAAAAUGUCCUUUGUACUACAAGAACUAAAAUUGAAAACUAAAAUAGUCGAAGGAGUUUUGGACGAAAAGGACUACAAUAUGCAAGUUAUAGCGUCCGCCAAACGAAGAGAAGCAGAAAAAGAAGAGUUCCAAGACGAGCCACCCGCCGCCGAAUACCAAGGUGAAAACGAAGAUGAGAAGUAUGAUACGGAAAAAGAUGAAUACGAGGAAAAAUCUUCAAGUGUGACAUCAGGUCCGGACAGUCCGCAACCUGAAGAGUUCGAUGACGGUGAUUUGGCUGCUGAUUUUGCUUUAUGUUCCAAAAUUUCUCAGCUCAAUGAAGAUGACAACGAACCGCGAAUCGAUAAUCAAUCCGAGGCGCAAUUGAAAGACUUUGCUUCUGAUAAGGACGAAAAGAAUGAUGCACAACAAUCGGAAUCUUCUAAAGAUGCAACCAGCAGAUGGAAAUUGCUCAAAGCUCUCAAAGAACGCAAAGCAGAAGAAAAGACCAAUCAAGACAAAACUUCCGAACCAGUUCCAGAGAAAGAUAAUAAUGGAUGCGGGAUCGGUGGAGACUCAGGUGGACGAGCAGAUGGACAUCCUGGAGACAAUCCGUUUUACAGCAACAUCGACAGUAUGCCGGAUAUCAGGCCCCGCCGGAAAUCGAUACCUCUCGUGUCGGAUUUGGUGCUCAAGACAAUGGCCGCUACAAAAAGAAAUGCGGGAUUGACGUCGGCGGUUCCCAGGGCAACCCUUAAUGACGAGGAACUUAAAAUGCACGUCUAUAAGAAGACACUGCAAGCCUUGAUUUAUCCGAUUAGCAGUACAACACCUCAUAACUUCGUUUUAUGGACGGCAACAUCACCGACGUACUGCUACGAAUGCGAAGGACUGCUGUGGGGUAUCGCGAGGCAAGGCGUGCGAUGCACCGAAUGCGGCGUCAAGUGCCACGAGAAGUGCAAGGAUUUACUCAACGCUGAUUGCCUACAAAGGGCGGCAGAGAAAAGUUCGAAGCAUGGGGCCGAAGAUAAGGCGAACAGCAUAAUAACCGCCAUGAAAGAGAGGAUGAAGCAACGCGAGAGGGAGAAACCGGAAAUCUUCGAACUCAUAAGAGCUGUGUUCGGGGUAGAAGACAAGAGCCACGUCGGCCACAUGAAGGCCGUUAAACAAUCAGUACUCGACGGUACCUCAAAGUGGUCGGCUAAAAUAGCAAUUACAGUAAAAUGCGCUCAGGGUCUUAUAGCAAAGGACAAAAGUGGAACAUCAGAUCCGUACGUUACCGUUCAAGUGGGAAAAGUGAAGAAACGCACAAGGACCAUGCCUCAAGAACUCAAUCCUGUUUGGGAUGAAAAGUUCUAUUUCGAAUGCCACAAUUCGUCCGAUAGAAUAAAGGUUCGAGUGUGGGACGAAGAUAACGACUUGAAGAGCAAAUUGCGUCAGAAAUUGACAAGAGAAUCUGACGACUUCCUCGGGCAAACCAUUAUCGAAGUGCGCACAUUAUCCGGUGAAAUGGACGUCUGGUACAAUCUAGAAAAACGAACUGAUAAAUCAGCUGUAUCCGGUGCCAUUCGUCUUCACAUUUCGGUGGAGAUAAAGGGUGAAGAAAAAGUGGCACCCUAUCAUGUCCAAUACACUUGUCUCCACGAGAACUUGUUCCAUUAUUUGUGCGAACAGAACAGCGGAGUUGUCAACCUUCCCCAAGCGAAAGGGGAUGAUGCUUGGAAGGUGUACUUCGACGAAGCUCCCGAAGAGAUUGUCGAUGAGUUUGCCAUGAGAUAUGGUAUUGAGUCCAUCUAUCAGGCUAUGACCCAUUUCCAUUGCCUUUCGACAAAGUACCUCUGCCCAGGGGUUCCAGCUGUGAUGAGCACCCUUUUAGCCAACAUUAACGCUUACUACGCACACACGACGGCGUCAUCGGCUGUUUCUGCCAGCGAUCGCUUUGCUGCUUCGAAUUUUGGGAAAGAGAAGUUUGUGAAACUUCUGGACCAAUUGCACAAUUCCUUGCGUAUCGAUCUGUCGAUGUAUCGCAACAAUUUCCCUGCGUCGAGCCACGAGAAACUCAUGGACCUGAAAUCAACCGUGGACCUACUCACCAGUAUCACGUUCUUCCGGAUGAAAGUACAAGAAUUAUCGAGUCCUCCGAGGGCUAGUACCGUCGUCAAAGACUGCGUCAAAGCGUGUCUCCGGUCCACGUAUCAGUUCCUGUUCGAAAACACUUAUGAGCUUUACAACAGAGAAUUUCAAGCGGAUCCAAAUGAGCCGAAAAGGGAUCCAGAGGAUCAUGGGCCACGCCUGGACAGUGUUGAUUUUUGGCACAAACUCAUCGCUCUCAUCGUCUCUGUCAUAGAAGAGGAUAAAAACAGUUACGGUCCAGUUCUUAAUCAAUUUCCACAGGAACUUAAUAUCGGACAAUUAUCAGCGGCGACAAUGUGGAGUCUGUUCGCGGUUGAUAUGAAAUAUGCCCUGGAAGAACACGAGCAACAUCGCUUAUGCAAAUCGUCGGCAUACAUGAACCUCCAUUUCAAAGUGAAAUGGCUAUACACAAAUUACGUAAAGGAUGUGCCUCCGUACAAGGGCGCUGUCCCAGAGUACCCCUCGUGGUUCGAACCGUUUGUCAUGCAGUGGCUGAAUGAAAAUGACGACGUCUCUUUAGAAUAUUUACACGGUGCCUUUAAUAGAGAUAAAAAAGACGGGUUUCAAAAGAGUAGUGAACAUGCCCUCUUCUCAAACUCGGUGGUGGACGUGUUCACUCAGCUCACGCAGUGUUUCGACGUCGUGUCCAAACUGGAAUGUCCAGAUCCCGAAAUCUGGAAGAGGUAUAUGAAACGGUUCGCCAAAACGAUCGUGAAAGUCCUCAUAGCGUAUGCGGACAUAGUGAAACGGGAAUUCCCAGAACACCUCAAGGAGGAAAGAAUUGCUUGCAUCCUUAUGAACAACAUACAACAACUGAGGGUACAACUGGAAAAAAUGUUCGAGUCCAUGGGAGGAGAAAAACUGGAAGAAGAUGCUGCAAACAUAUUGAAAGAGUUGCAGCAAAGUCUUAACGGUGCCCUAGACGAACUUGCUUCAUUAUUUGCGUCUAGUUUGGAACCUCGGAUAACUCAGAGUGUAAAAGAACUCGGGGAUCUCCUGUUGGCUAUAAAGGGCGGCGGUCAACCAGGAACCCUCAAUCAGCCAGCCCAAAGAAAUGCCGUUGCCGUGGAAGCGGAUGAAGUGUUGCGUCCAUUGAUGGAUCUUCUCGAUGGCUCGUUAUCACUUUACGCGCAAUCCUGUGAGAAAACGGUGCUCAAAAGGUUGCUCAAGGAACUGUGGAAGAUCGUUAUGAGGAUAUUGGAGAAAACAGUUGUGCUUCCGCCGAUGACUGACAAAACGAUGGUGUUCAAGAGUUUGACAGAUAACGCAAAGAAUCUUGCGGCCAAUACGAAAAUCGAAGACAUGUCUCGAAUAUUCAAGAACCACAUGACAGGUAAGCAGGAUGUGAAGAAUGCUCUGAGUGGGGUCAUGGACAUCUCGAAGGAAGUUGAAAAGAACCUUUCGCCAAAACAGUGCGCCGUUCUGGACGUUGCAUUGGACACCAUUAAGCAAUACUUUCACGCAGGAGGAAACGGACUCAAGAAAGCCUUCUUGGACAAAAGUUCCGAACUACAGAGCCUUCGAUAUGCCUUAUCACUCUACACCCAAACCACCGACACUCUUAUCAAAACAUUUGUUACGUCGCAGGUGAACGAAGUGCCUCUUAACAAUAAAGAGACAAUGCUACAACGUCAAAUCUCGAUCGAACGUGAAGAUACAGAAACAGGUUUAGAGUCACUAGAGGAACCGCUCAAAGCAAAGAAAAAGCGGGAAAACCGCCAAGACACUACAGAUUCUCAGGAAGGGUGCGUGGGUGAAGUUUCCAUUCAAGUGGAUCUGUUUACUCAUCCUGGUACUGGCGAACACAAGGUCACAGUUAAAGUGGUUGCUGCAAACGACCUGAAAUGGACGGUGGUUUCUGGAAUGUUUCGACCAUUUGUCGAAGUAAAUCUAAUCGGUCCUCACUUGUCCGACAAGAAGCGGAAGCAUGCAACAAAAUCGAAAGCCAACAACUGGUCUCCGAAGUAUAACGAAACAUUCCAUUUUAUCAUUGGUAAUGAGGAACAGUUGGAUUUCUACGAGCUUCACAUUUGCGUAAAGGAUUACUGCUUUGCAAGAGAAGAUCGAUUAGUGGGUGUCGCAGUGAUGCAGUUGAAAGACAUUGUGGAUCGGGGUUCAUGUGCCUGUUGGCUGUCGUUGGGUAAGAGGAUCCAAAUGGACGAAACGGGUUGGACUAUUCUUCGAAUCCUGUCCCAAAGGACGAACGACGAAGUAGCCAAGGAAUUCGUCAAAUUAAAAUCGGACAUCCGACAAGAAAAUUUACCACCAAAUAAUUAAUAAGUGACGCUAAAACCAUUAGUGCCCGCUCUAAUAAAUUAAAUUAAUAAAAUUAAAGAGUACACAAAAGGGACGACGGCAAAAUCAAAACGUUGUUCUUACACUAAUAUAAUCAGGACAGAGACAAGUUAACGCUCUGUAUAUGCACACAAGUGAUCGUAAACAGGACCGUCCUAAGUGAAAAUCGUCGCCGCAGCAAAAACAAAAAAAAAA